Molecule: messenger RNA, 1655 nt
Organism: Theobroma cacao (cacao)
Lineage: Eukaryota; Viridiplantae; Streptophyta; Magnoliopsida; Malvales; Malvaceae
Gene: GA20OX2
Product: gibberellin 20 oxidase 2
Source: RefSeq, a predicted model, not a curated record
CUCUUUCCUUGACAUGAAAUUUGAAAGCUCCCGAGCUAUUUAAUUUCUGUCAUUUGUUGCACCGAAAGAUCUUGCUGAUUUUCAACAGCAGAAUUUUCUGUCUUUUCCUUGUUGUACUAUGUUUGAUGGGCAAUCAUACCGGUCUCAAAACAUUUACUCUUCAUGCAAUGGCAAUUGACUGCGUCUCCAACUUAGCCUCCAUGCCUCACCAUCCGAAAGAUGAAAGAAAUGAUGAGCAGAAGCAACUGGUUUUUGAUGUUUCUGUGCUUAAAUACGAUUCCAACAUACCAAAAGAAUUUAUAUGGCCUGACGACGAGAAGCCUUGCGUUAAUGCUCCAGAACUCCAAGUACCACUCAUUGACCUAGGAGACUUCCUGUCUGGUGACUCUGCUGCCGCAAAGGAAGCUUCAAGGCUUGUCGGCGAGGCAUGUCAGCAGCAUGGUUUCUUUCUUGUAGUUAAUCAUGGAGUCGAUGCAACACUCGUAGCUGAUGCUCAUAAGUACAUGGAUAACUUCUUUGAAUUGCCACUCAGUGAAAAGCAACGGGCUCACAGAAAACUUGGUGAGCACUGUGGAUAUGCUAGUAGCUUCACUGGCAGGUUCUCCUCCAAGCUGCCAUGGAAGGAAACACUUUCUUUUCGCUAUUCAGCAGAGAAAAACUCAUCCAGGAUGGUUGAAGAUUACCUUGUUAAUAAAAUGGGAGAUGAAUUCAGGCAGUUCGGGAGGGUUUACCAGGACUACUGCGAGGCCAUGAGCAAGCUUUCUCUUGGGAUCAUGGAGCUUUUGGCCAUUAGUCUGGGCGUAGGCAGAGCACAUUUUAGAGAAUUUUUUGAGGAAAACGAUUCGAUAAUGAGGCUGAAUUACUAUCCACCUUGCCAAAAACCAGACCUCACUUUAGGAACAGGGCCUCAUUGUGAUCCAACGUCUUUAACCAUCCUUCACCAAGACCGAGUUGGUGGUCUUCAAGUGUUUGUAGACAAUGAAUGGCGUUCAAUUAGCCCAAAUUUCGAAGCAUUCGUCGUUAACAUUGGCGACACCUUCAUGGCUCUUUCAAAUGGGAGAUACAAAAGUUGCUUGCACCGGGCGGUUGUGAACAGCCAUACCCCAAGAAAAUCUCUUGCUUUCUUUUUGUGUCCAAAGGGUGAUAAAGUGGUUACCCCACCAACAGAGUUGGUGGACGCUUAUAGCCCCAGAAUAUAUCCAGAUUUUACAUGGCCUAUGCUGCUUGAGUUCACACAAAAGCAUUACAGAGCUGACAUGAACACUCUCGAAGUAUUCUCAAACUGGGUUCAACAGAGAAACAGCUGAACCGCUUGUUGUCUCUACUACCUAGUAAAGGUGUCAUUACAAAAACAGACCUUGGCAUAUCAUCACUGGCCUCUCUGCCAAGAAAAUGACAUUGAUGGGAAGGGAGAAAAUACUGAUUGAAGAGUUGGGAUUUUCGCUACUAGUUAAAAAGGAAGACAAAAGGCAAAGUUAGAGGAAAGUGCCUUUUUUUUUUAAUGUUCAUGGGGUCAGGUGACAAGCUUUUUUAGUGAUGAACAAAAGGCAAGACAAGAGAUACCAUAAGGAACCCAAUAAAGCGCUCCAUCAGCUAAAUUCUUUGUAUCUCCAUUGAUAAUAUAGAAAGGCUAUCAAUAGAAUUACCUCUCUUCA